Molecule: messenger RNA, 3090 nt
Organism: Amphimedon queenslandica
Lineage: Eukaryota; Metazoa; Porifera; Demospongiae; Haplosclerida; Niphatidae
Product: gamma-aminobutyric acid type B receptor subunit 2-like
Exons: 17
Coding region: 56-2986 (976 amino acids)
Biological process (GO): gamma-aminobutyric acid signaling pathway; G protein-coupled receptor signaling pathway
Cellular component (GO): membrane; G protein-coupled receptor heterodimeric complex
Molecular function (GO): G protein-coupled GABA receptor activity
Source: RefSeq, a predicted model, not a curated record
GCAACAUUACAAUAAGGCGUGGCUAGAGAAGAUCUAGCUAGAGUCAGAAGGAGAAAUGCUGCACCUUUUCUACUCCUUAUUUAUUUCUUCCCUCUUUCUCUCCUCUUCUUCUGGUCAAGGUGUAUAUGGUGAUCAUUUUAACAGCAGUAGUAGCGGGGAUACUCCAAUAGAGUCUGGGUCCGGCUCGGACUCUCCUGCCACCACCACCAUGCCUCCUACCAUCAGUACUGCUAUCCCUCCUCCUACUCCUCCACCAUGGUUUCCACAAGACUGUCCUUGUCCUUACGGAAAGCACCUAGUUUACUUGGUCCAGCCAUCUCCCUGCUACUAUGAGCACGAACGGAAUUCUAGUAGUGUCCUGAGCCUGACCUCACCAAGAGCCUGUGACAUUCACACAUAUACUGGGAUGAUAGCUGCUGAUUAUAACUUUGUGUAUAAUUCACAACCAGGAGCUCCGGGACUAACAUUACUCAAUACAUUUUGUUUUGAACCUCGCAGCUACAGUGUUAUUACUUGGUAUCCCAAUGGAAAGGAGGACCUUCCAACUAUGGUUAGAAACCUAUACUAUCAUUAUAAAGCAGGCAACCCUCUUCAUGGUGUCAUUGCUCCUCAUGAUCAAAAGUUAUCAGAAAGAAUCAAUUAUGUGGUGGGCAAAAAUAUUAAGCGACUAGUGAUGUCAUAUUCCACUCCUGGUCUUUUGCAAAACCGCACAGUAUAUCCUUACCAAUACACAACUUCUCCUUCCGAGAUAUUUCUAAAUAAAGUCCGUUUACAAGUCCUAUAUGACUUCAAUUGGAGACGAGUAGCCAUUGUUUCUACUGAUGAUGCAUUCUCAUCAGAGGCUGCUGAACAGCUUUUUAGUAUCAGCAGAGACAAUACAUCAAUGGACAUUAACUUUCCUGGAUCAUUUCUUCGAGAUCCAACUGCUAUUUUUGAGCAACUUAAGGAGGAUGAUUAUCGUAUAUUUGUGGGAUUCUUUCCUCUAAAGGAAAGCAGAUACAUCAUUUGUAAAGCAAUGAGGAUGGGUCUAACUACCAGCCAGCAUGUGUGGAUAUUGCCUGGUAUAUAUGACUAUAUGUGGUGGCAUGACUGCACCUGUGACAAUAAUGAUAAGUUCUGUAGUUGUAAUGAUUGUACUGAGGAGGAGAUGAAGUCUGCUAUACAAGGAAUGCUCUUUAUUGAUGCCUCUAAUCUUCAAAUCACUAAUGUAACAGAAACUCAAGAUCAAAUACAUUGGUUUCAUGAAUUAUUUAAUUUCACACGGGAUUUUUUUAUUUUUCCUUCUAUUGUCAAUAUUACUGAAGAGGAUAGACAGUAUCUCAUUCACUCAAGGGGUACUAAUGCCUAUGAUGCCAUUGGCCUAUUUUAUUCAACGUGGCAUGCCGCAGCCCAACGUCUGCUCAGCUCUACAAAUGAUGUGACAGCUAUUUGUGAUUCAAUGUCUAAACCAAUUAGAGAUAGUAAUGACCAGUUGGAUCUCUUGUCUAAGACAAUGGUUGAUAUACUUGAGACACAUGUUUUCUGUGGAGUAUCUGGUUACUACAAUUAUAAAGGGAAGAAUAAUAAUGAUGAAUUUGGACAGGCUAAAGUCACACAGUUUCAAGAUGAUCACGAAUACACUAUUGGUAUUUAUCGUAACUAUGAGUUUUCACCAGAUGAGGUUUAUUGUCCAAGAAAUAAACUAGUUGAACUAAAUGAGUCUAGGAUAACCUUUAGUCCCUCUUCUCUUUUCUUUUCUAAUCUCACCAACUUUAACUUUCGUCAAAAAAACUUUGGCUCUUCUGGUCCAUACAGAUGGAAAAAUAAAAAUGGAUCGUUUUUUUACAACUGUUACACUGCACCAACUGAUGGAGCAUGCCACGAUGAGUCUUGCCUCUGCUUUAAUCAAAUAGAAGAAUCAGGAAUUAGUCUCUCACUGUUCAUAAUGUUAAUAGGGAUAAUCACAUCAGUACUACUGAUCUUAUUUAACUUCCACAAUAGAAAUAACAAACAUAUAAAGGCUUCAAGCCCUAAGUUCACAUUGUUCAUUAUCAUUGGUGCUUUGGUGAUGUACGUCUCAAUACUAUUUCUGGCUCUCUCUUUUUCUGGAAAUUUUAUCAUUAAAUCAGAAUCUUCAAGAAAGAUCGCCCUACCAGUAUUCUGUGAACUUGACAAGUGGCUCUCGAGCCUUGGAAUGAUCAUCACUCUCUCUGCAAUGUUGGUCAGAAAUUGGAGACUGCACAAGAUUUUUUACAACCCAAAGAUUGCCAACAGAAGCUAUCUCUCAGAUAAAAUACUGAUACCCAUGAUGCUACUCCUCAUUGCUCCCGUUUGUUUGCUGCUAAUAAUCUGGUCAAGUACUGAUGCUUAUAAAUACAAGGAAAUGUAUGAAGCAUUUAAUUGUACUGACAUUAUUGUUGAUGAUUCCAUUACAACGGAAUUAGUAACGUAUACUUGCUCUAGCUCACCACAAUGGAGGGGACUCCUUGUAAUGUACAACCUCCUCCUCUCCUGUGGUCUUAUCUUCUUCUCUUAUCAAAACGCAAAGAUCAGGACUCACUUUUCCCAGGAGGGAGAGUUUGCUGCUAGAGCAGUCUUUGUCGUAUUUUUAUUUGUCAUCCCUGCAUUUGCUAUUGAUUUGCUACUGAUAUUAACAUCAACUAAUAGUCUUGGAUUGUUUUGGAUCAGGCUACUCCUUGCUGCCUCAUUCCCAUCAGUUGUACUAGGAGGUCUAUUUGUGCCAAAAAUUAUAUUUAUGAUGAGAGACAAGAGGGAGCUGGAAAAGUUGAAACAGAGGCAGACACUUUCAUUUAGUUAUGAAGGGAAAAUAAAGGAAAUUGAUCAUCUCAAAUCAGUUCUUUCAAAAAGAGAGUCAAUUAUUGCCUUGCUUCAAAAACGUGGCUCAUUACGCAAUGAAAGUUCACCUUUGUCAAUGGUAACAACUACUUCAAGCGUUUUCUCUCCUUCCAGUUUCCCAAGUGACUUCUUAUCAUUCAUACCGGAAUGAUGUGUGUAUUCCAAUCUAAGAACCUACACACUCAGAGACACAAUUUAUUUUAUUUUUCAUUAUUGUAUUUUUAUUGUUAGAAAUAGAAGAAUCACCAUAGUCAA